CCUUUCUCUUUCCCCUCAGAACCCAGCAGGCCUGGGUUCCUUCGAACCCACCCAGGCGCUGGCUUCCUUGGGUUGGGUUCCAAGGAACCCAGGCGCUGGGUUCGAAGGAACCCAGGCGCUGGGUUCGAAGGAACCCAAGCGCUAGGUUCCCUCGAACCCACGCCUCGGUUCUUCGAACCAGCUAGGUUCCAUGGAACCCAACCUUAGGUUCCAUCGAACCCAGGCAUGGGUUCAACAGAACUCAGGCGUGGGUUCGAAGAACCCAGCACGCCUGGGUUCUUCGAACCAGCUGGGUUCCAUGGAACCCGACCCUGGGUUCCAUCGAACCCAGGCAUGGGUUCAACGGAACCCAAGCGUGGGUUCGAAGAACCCAGCACGCCUGGGUUCUUCGAACCAACUGGGUUCCAUGGAACCCGACCCUGGGUUCGAGGGUAAAAAACAUAUAUAUUUUUUUUGUGUUUUCUGUGGGUUUGGUGUUUGAUGAUGAUGAUGAAAGCAAGGCAAGGAAGAGGAAGGAAAAAAAAAAGGGCAUUGUU
Messenger RNA from Rubroshorea leprosula, 536 nucleotides. Lineage: Eukaryota; Viridiplantae; Streptophyta; Magnoliopsida; Malvales; Dipterocarpaceae. The record is from the annotation of a GenBank genome assembly.